AUGAAUGUUCCUCAGCCCUCUCCCCUCUCUUAUGUCCCCUCAACUCCUGCCCCUCUUGUCCCCCCAUUUGUGCCCCCUGCCUCCUUUACUAGUGUCCCUUGGGUGACUGGAACGAGGGGCCGACAGAACAAGGCUGAGAUCAAUCCCCGAACCAAUGGAGACCGAGCAGCCUGCAAGACCCGAUCUCUCCGGUUUGUCUCCAAUGUGACAGAAUCAGACCGAAUCCUGCUUCGCUGGGAGCGCUAUGAACCCUUAGAAGCUCGAGACCUCCUCAGUUUCAUCGUUUACUACAAGGAAUCACCGUUCCAGAAUGCCACAGAGCACAUGGGACCAGAUGCUUGUGGUGCCCCCAACUGGAACCUGCUGGAUGUGGAACUGCCCCUGAGCAGAACCCAGGAACCAGGAGUGACCCUGGCCCCACUCAAGCCCUGGACCCAGUAUGCUGUCUUUGUGCGGGCUAUCACCCUGAGCAUGGCAGAGGACAGCCCCCAUCAGGGUGCCCAGAGCCCUAUCAUCUACCUCCGGACCCUGCCCGCAGCCCCGACAGUGCCCCUGGACGUCAUCUCUACGUCCAACUCUUCCUCCCACCUGCUGGUGCGCUGGAAGCCGCCCACGCAGCGCAAUGGCAAUCUCACCUACUAUCUGGUGCUGUGGCAGAGGCUGGCGGAGGACGCGGAUCUGUACCUCAAUGAUUACUGCCAGCGAGGCCUGCGACUGCCCACCAGCAGCACAGACACACGCUUCGACCAGGAGGAAGGGGAGCCCCUUGCCGAGGCUGAGCCGGGCUGCUGCCCCUGCCAGAGCCCAUCCCCGGAGCAGCCCCAGCAGCCAGCCCUGGAGGCGCACGAGGCCUCCUUCCAGAAGAAGUUUGAGAACUUCCUGCACAACGCAAUCACCCUUCCCAGAUCCCCCUGGAAGGUCACUUCUCUCAACAAGAGCCCCCAGAGGGACCCAGGGCGCUACCGUCGGGCUGCAAGGGCCCCUGGGGAGGGGGGAAAUACCUCAGACUUUGGGAUCCAGGACAAGGUGCCCCGAGAGCGAGCAGUGCUGAGUGGCCUUCGCCAUUUCACCGAGUACCGCAUCGACAUCCAUGCCUGCAACCAUGCAGCUCACACCGUGGGCUGCAGUGCUGCCACCUUCGUCUUUGCCCGAACUAUGCCCCAUCGUGAGGCAGACAGCAUCCCUGGGAAGGUGGCUUGGAAGCCAGCCAGUAAAAGCAGUGUCCUCUUGCACUGGCCUGAGCCCCCAGACCCUAACGGGCUCAUUCUCAAGUAUGAGAUCAAGUACAAGCGCCUAGGUGAGGAAGCCACAGUGUUGUGUGUGUCCCGCCUCCGUUAUGCCAAGUUUGGGGGAGUCCACCUGGCCUUGCUUCCCCCAGGCAACUACACAGCCCGAGUUCGAGCCACUUCACUAGCUGGAAAUGGCUCCUGGACUGAUGGCCUGGCAUUCUACAUCCCCGGCCCUGAGGAAGAGGGGUCAGGAGGACUACAUGUUCUCCUCACUGUCACCCCUGUGGGGCUCCUGUUGCUCAUUGUUCUUGCUGUCCUUGGCUUCUUCUACAGCAGGAAGAGGAACAGUGGUGGUUACCCCAAUGGGACCCUCUAUGCUUCUGUCAACCCCGAAUACUUCAGCACUUCAGACAUGUAUGUUCCAGAUGAAUGGGAAGUACCUCGAGAACAGAUUUCAGUCAUCCGGGAGCUGGGUCAGGGCUCCUUUGGGAUGGUGUACGAAGGGUUGGCACAGGGGCUUGAGGCCGGGGAAGCCCCCACUCCAGUGGCCCUAAAGACCGCAAACGAGCUGGCCAGUCUUCGGGAGCGCAUCGAAUUCCUCAAGGAGGCCUCUGUCAUGAAAGCCUUCAAAUGUCACCAUGUGGUGCGGCUUCUGGGUGUUGUGUCACAAGGACAACCAGUCCUAGUCAUCAUGGAACUCAUGACUCGAGGGGACCUCAAAAGCUAUCUCCGGUCCCUGAGGCCUGAAGCAGAGAACAACCCAGGUCUCCCUAGACCAGGGCUGGGUGACAUGAUCCAGAUGGCAGGCGAGAUCGCCGAUGGCAUGGCCUACCUCACUGCCAACAAGUUUGUGCACCGAGACCUGGCUGCCCGAAACUGCAUGGUGUCUCAAGACUUCACAGUCAAGAUUGGAGACUUUGGCAUGACUCGGGAUGUGUAUGAAACAGAUUACUACCGAAAGGGAGGAAAGGGGCUGCUACCUGUUCGUUGGAUGGCUCCCGAAUCCUUAAAGGAUGGGAUCUUCAGCACUCACUCUGACGUCUGGUCAUUUGGUGUAGUGUUAUGGGAGAUUGUAACACUGGCAGAACAGCCUUACCAAGGCCUAUCCAACGAGCAGGUGCUCAGGUUUGUCAUGGACAACGGCAUCCUGGAUGAGCCCGAGGGCUGCCCUCCCCAGCUACGGGAGCUGAUGAGUCGCUGCUGGCAACAGAACCCUCGCCAGCGCCCGACCUUCCUCCAGAUCCUGGACAGCAUCAAGGAUGAGCUGCGCCCAUCCUUCCAUCUCCUCUCUUUCUACUAUAGCCCUGAAAGCCGAGGGGGCCGGGGCUCCUUGGCACCCCCUGAUACAGAUCCCGACACCCACCCAUCCCCUGAGCCCCCUCCAGACUUCAGCCCUCCUAAUGGAAGCCUAGGACACUGAGAAGUUCCCUUUCCCCCCGAAGCAUGUGGGAUCCCUGAAUGCCGACGCUGACAUCCUGAGGCAUCUAGUGGAGGAAACCCAAGCUCCCUCGAUGUAACCAGUUCUGAUAUGGAUUCCAUGCCCUGACACCCACCCACAGCCCCACAGGUCCACAAGACGGCCCGAAGGGUGGGGGAGAUGGGAGAUGGGAUGGGCCAGGGAAUGAAAAGGGUUCUCUCCUGAAGGACCAGGGCCAGAUAAGGUGCCUCUGCCCUGAGACUCCAUGGGAAGCCAAGAAAAGGGAGUCAAUACAAUGGAAAGAUGAAGGUAGCCCUGGCAGUUGGUGGGGUGCAAGACCCUCACAAGCAUAGGGAAAGCUGCAUUUUCGCCCACCAGGCAUUCCAGUCUCGGAUGACAUAGCAAAUCUUUCCCAUACUGUGAUAUAGAUGCUAUGUGUGAGCAUUGUGAAAAUUAGAGAAGACACCCCACCCCAACACCAUUUUCUGAUACCUAAGCCAUUUUAAAGCACUUUGCAGAUGCCUGGAUUGGGAGUAGGAAUCAGAACCCUUCUUGGGCUCACCACCUUCCCCAGGAUGAUGCCUUUUGGAAGGCCUUUUCUCCCUGGCCUACCCAGCAAAGGAUAAGGAGCUUCCCUUUGGACAAUGGGGGAAAGAGAAGCACUGGAGUGGGCACUUGUUCCCAAAUGUCAUCCACAGUUUCAUCUCUCUUCCUCGCCCCUUCCCCACCCAUCUCCACAAAAAUGUGCAGGCCAUUUGUAGGGAGGCUUUAGGGUCCCCACUUAAUCUCUGCCUUUCUGUGGGAAGAUUUUCAAUAGACUUCCCUCCACUUUGGACUCAGCCAGUCACCUUACUCCACCCUCCCCACCCCAGGAUCCCUCAGCUUGGUGCUGCUCCCUCAUUCCCCCUGGGGACAUCCCUUGGUGCUGAUCUUCUUCCCCUCACUUUCAUUUUCGUCUUACUCCUUUUUGAAGUUUCUGCAACUAGGUUUAAUUCUUACAGUUCCUUCCUAACCCACUCCUCCUCAGACAUGGAGUCUGGAGGAGAUGCAAUAAAAUUCUUGUUUGU
Molecule: messenger RNA, 3713 nt
Organism: Gracilinanus agilis (Agile Gracile Mouse Opossum)
Lineage: Eukaryota; Metazoa; Chordata; Mammalia; Didelphimorphia; Didelphidae
Gene: INSRR
Product: insulin receptor related receptor
Exons: 18
Coding region: 1-2649 (882 amino acids)
Biological process (GO): positive regulation of MAPK cascade; regulation of JNK cascade; glucose homeostasis
Cellular component (GO): membrane; axon; insulin receptor complex
Molecular function (GO): insulin receptor substrate binding; ATP binding; insulin receptor activity
Source: RefSeq, a predicted model, not a curated record